Molecule: messenger RNA, 5795 nt
Organism: Ailuropoda melanoleuca (giant panda)
Lineage: Eukaryota; Metazoa; Chordata; Mammalia; Carnivora; Ursidae
Product: heparan sulfate glucosamine 3-O-sulfotransferase 3B1
Exons: 3
Coding region: 615-1787 (390 amino acids)
Molecular function (GO): [heparan sulfate]-glucosamine 3-sulfotransferase activity
Source: RefSeq, a predicted model, not a curated record
UCUCUCCACCGCCCCAAACCCUUUCCACACCCCCACGUUCCAGGAGCCGGUUGGCUGCCGAACGCUCUGCGAAGCGCCUGUAGCUGCAGGGCGCUCCGGGGUUCUGGUAGGUGGAGCGACCCGUCACUCCGGAAGGCUGGGCCCGCCCACCCCACCUCGGUCUCGGGCUCUCUUCCUGCGCAGUUCUUCGCAGCCUCCGCGGGGAAGUGCCGGGGCUGCUCCCCAGGCUCAGUUGGCAGGACUGCGAGAAGGCAGCCCCGGCGAGCGGCCGUGCGCACCGUCUGCAGCGACCAGGGAGCGGGAGUGCGGCGUCCUCUGGCCCAGGCAGGAGAAGCUCCUCGGCCAGCAGUUGCCGCCACCCCGACUUUCGUUCCAGUUGAGGCUCCUCCCGGGCAACAUGUCAAAAGCCGCCACCGCUACAGCUGCCGCCGCCACCUGGGGAAGAGCAGCAGCAGCAGCAGCGGCGGCGGCAGCGGAGGCUGCGGGCGCGCGGGGGCAAUAAACCGAACCACCCCGGCAUCCUGCGGGCCAGGGAACCGUCUCCGCGCUCACAGCUCCGGCGGGCCCCGCGCCAUGUGCUGAGCUAUGUCCCUUGCCGCGCCCCCGGGGUGCGCAUGGGGCAGCGCCUGAGCGGCGGCCGAUCCUGCCUCGAUGUCCCCGGCCGGCUCCUGCCGCAGCCGCCGCCGUCCCCGCCACCGGUGAGGAGGAAGCUCGCGCUGCUCUUCGCCAUGCUCUGCAUCUGGCUCUACAUGUUCCUGUACUCGUGCGCCGGCUCGUGCGCCGCCGCGCCGGGGCUGCUGCUGCUCGGCUCGGGGUCCCGCGCCGCCCACGCUCCGCCGGCCCUGGCUCCGGGUCCCGAUGGGACUGCCCCGCGGCUGCCGCUCCAGGCGGCGCCGGUCACCCCGCUGGCUGCGGGCAAGGAGCCGGCCGAGGGCGCCGCGAGCCAAGAGGAGCAGAGUCCCGAGACGCCGGACUCCCCCAGCUCCAUCUCCAGCUUCUUUAGUGGGUCCGGGAGCAAGCAGCUGCCGCAAGCCAUCAUCAUCGGCGUGAAGAAGGGCGGCACGCGGGCGCUGCUCGAGUUCCUGCGCGUGCACCCCGACGUGCGCGCCGUGGGCGCCGAGCCCCACUUCUUUGACCGCAGCUACGACAAGGGCCUCGCCUGGUACCGGGACCUGAUGCCGAGGACCCUGGAGGGGCAGAUCACCAUGGAGAAGACGCCCAGCUACUUCGUCACCCGCGAAGCGCCCGCGCGCAUCUCGGCCAUGUCCAAGGACACCAAGCUCAUCGUGGUGGUGCGGGACCCGGUGACCCGCGCCAUCUCGGACUACACGCAGACGCUGUCCAAGCGGCCCGACAUCCCCACCUUCGAGAGCCUGACGUUCCGGAACCGCACGACGGGCCUCAUCGACACGUCGUGGAGCGCCGUCCAGAUCGGCAUCUACGCCAAGCACCUGGAGCACUGGCUGCGCCACUUCCCCAUCGGCCAGAUGCUCUUCGUGAGCGGCGAGCGGCUCAUCCGCGACCCGGCCGGCGAGCUGGGCCGCGUGCAGGACUUCCUGGGCCUGAAAAGGGUCAUCACCGACAAGCAUUUCUACUUCAACAAGACCAAGGGCUUCCCCUGCCUCAAGAAGGCCGAGGGCAGCAGCAAGCCCCACUGCCUGGGCAAGACCAAGGGCAGGACCCACCCCGAGAUCGACCGCGACGUGGUGCGUAAGCUGCGCGAGUUCUACCGGCCGUUCAACCUGAAGUUCUACCAGAUGACCGGCCGGGACUUCGGCUGGGAUUGAUGGGCCCCGGGGCCGUGUGACUCACCCCUUGGUUUAUGUAUCGAGAGAGAGUAUAUGUAUGUAAAAUGUACAGAAAUCUAUUUUAUAAUAAUUUAUUUUUAAUUCAUCAGCAAGUAACUCACUAAGCUGCCUGGCCACACUCUUGAGGGAGUUAGCUUCGUAAUCUGUUAACAUUCCAAAGUGUUUCCUCUCUUCUUUUCCUCACAAUGGAUGGUGCUUCCGUGUGUCCUGGCACCCCCCCCCGACCCCCACCCAUUCUAUUUAAAAAGAAGAAAAGCACAACUUGAGAUUUUUGUUGUUACGGGUACGCAGCCUUCGAUCGCUGUCUGAAUUCACAUGCCAUCUCCCUGUGUCUUGGGCCCUGUCGUCCAGCUUCCGUGUGUCCCUCCCUGCCCUGUACCUCGUCGGAGUGGCCCAGCUGCCCCCGCUGUGCGGCUCCCUCAAGGUCACGUCUCAUGUAGCAGCCUCCUGCCCGGGUGUCGGCUUGUCCAAGGGCGUAGACGCCAGACCGCAGCGCUAGGCUUUUCCCCCCAGGUCUGCUCCUUUCGCUGGGGAGUCACUACCUUUGCAGGGACGUGCAUCUCCUCUCUGGAGUCUGCGUCCCAGGGUCCGUUUACUUCAGCGUAUGAUUUUGAAAGAUGGCCCUGUGUCCUUUUCUGCCCCCGUCCCUGGUUGGUGAAGCAGCUUGAAGGUAUGAAGAUGUUACAGCCCCUCUUUCCCAGGUCACGUGCGUGAGAUGUUUGGGUGCUGUUUUAGAACUAAAGACGACCUCUUGUUUGCACAAGUGCCCCGUGCUCGGUCCUCCAGGCAGACAGUUCUGCUCUGACACACCAAAGAAUCCCCUAGGCUAGCAGAACCAUCGGCACAAACCCACGGGUACCGAGUGUCAAGACCCAGAGGGGUCAGGUGCAUUCCACGCCAUCAGAUCCCCCCAAGGUGCUGCUCGGUGCUGAGCCAGCCCGCAUGGGGCACGUCCCAGUAGCAGACAGACCACCCCGGUGGGGAGAAAAGACAAACAGCACCAGAGAGACAGGCGGCCUUGGCAGAAGAAGCGAGUCCCUGGUGUCUUGAUGUCUGGAACUUGCCUCCUUGGAAUUCCUAGCUCAUCACAGAUUGACAACAUGGUCUGUAGCCAGCCAGAUCGCGAGCACCGAGAGUGGCUCUUGCACAGACGGGCUGGGGAAAGAAAGUUGUUCCCUGGUAACCCCCAAGCCUGACAGUUGUGAAGAUGUCCCUUGUUUUGAGCUAGGUCCCAGCAGAAGGGUCACCAGCAUGUGACCUUGAUGCAGCAUGCUCUCCCCGUCCCUCUCCGUUGAGAGAGAAGCUGGAGAUUAUUUUUGACGGCUAGCCUGUGGCAGUCGGGGUCACCAUAUAGCAAUAUCACAGAAUGAACAUGUUCACUUUAUCUGGUUUUCUAAACCAGAAUGCUUCUCCCGUAAAAGAAUUUUGAGUUAUAGUUGCACCAAGGCUUAGGUGGGAACAGACACAUUGUCCAAGUGGUUGGGGUGUGAUAUUUACAAAGAUAAGAAUUUUCAUUUGAGUAAUAAUUGCAUUAAGGCUUAUGUGGGAAGACACACAUUGUCCAAAUGGUUGGGGUGUGAUAUUUACGAAGACAAGAAUUUGCAUUUGAGUAAUAAUUGCACCAGGGUUUAUGUGGGAAGACACACAUUGUCCAAAUGGUUGGGGUGUGAUAUUUACGAAGACAAGAAUUUGCAUUUGAGUAAUAAUUGCACCAGGGUUUAUGUGGGAAGACACACAUUGUCCAAAUGGUUGGGGUGUGAUAUUUACGAAGACAAGAAUUUGCAUUUGAGUAAUAAUUGCACCAGGGUUUAUGUGGGAAGACACACAUUGUCCAAAUGGUUGGGGUGUGAUAUUUACGAAGACAAGAAUUUGCAUUUGAGUAAUAAUUGCACCAGGGUUUAUGUGGGAAGACACACAUUGUCCAAAUGGUUGGGGUGUGAUAUUUACGAAGACAAGAAUUUGCAUUUGAGUAAUAAUUGCACCAGGGUUUAUGUGGGAAGACACACAUUGUCCAAAUGGUUGGGGUGUGAUAUUUACGAAGACAAGAAUUUGCAUUUGAGUAAUAAUUGCACCAGGGUUUAUGUGGGAAGACACACAUUGUCCAAAUGGUUGGGGUGUGAUAUUUACGAAGACAAGAAUUUGCAUUUGAGUAAUAAUUGCACCAGGGUUUAUGUGGGAAGGCACACAUUGUCCAAAUGGUUGGGGUGUGAUAUUUAUGAAGACACUUUUGUACCUUGGAUGGGAUAACUUGUCCAGUAGAGCAAGAGAACGUGCACGAAAAGAGAAUAAUUAUUCAUCUUUCGAAACUGAUCACGACGUCACUGGUCCUUGAGCGAUGUCUUCUUGGUAAUUGGUUUGUAUUCGCCCGCAAGUUUGAGCCCACAUGUAGUACAGAACCUGGAUUUAGGGGAAUGCCAUGAUCCUAGCAUGGUUCUCCUUCGUUGCUGCUUGGGCGUGGAGUCAUCUGCAUAAGGGAGCUAACGGGUCGUGCGUUUUUCCGGUCAGAGAGCUCAUUUGUAAUAAAACGGAGAAUGCCUCUUUUCAGUUACAAUGUAGCAUCACUUAAAGUAAAAGCCAGGAUCCACGACCUCCAGGGAACCCUGCCCUGACCACCUUCUGUCCGCUUUCGUGCCCUGCUAUGGCCCAUGAUUGUAGAAUUGCCGAAAAAGUGCGGGGAAGGGUAUGCGACGAGGCCAUAGGGACACACGCACGCGUUUUUCCUUCCCCUUCGAGUCCCUGUCGUCUUUGCAAGCUGGACAGUUUUGAUUAAGUUGUUUAUCCCUGCCUUGCAACUGAAACAGGAAAUCUCCAGAUAGAAGGAGGGUCACUGAGUCAUGAACGCUGAAGUGAGUCAAGAUUCUAUUCUGGGUCAAAUUCUCGAAUCCAAACAGAUGUUGAUAAUUAGCAAGGACGGAAGAGAGCACGUUUUCUUAUAGAAGAUAAAUAAAUGAAAACUUCCCGUGCAUCCCUUCGUAGGGGUCUGAUGGCUUACAGUUCCUGACCUGCCCAGACGUGGGAUCUGCCCCCCCCCCUGUUACACCCUGUCACGUGAUAGUUACAGAGCCCGGGCCCUCGUGUCUUCCUCCUGCAGAAAUUAAGCAACAUGUACAAUUCGGCCUUGAGUUUCUUCCUGUUCUAGCAACCUCCAAGGCCGCCAACUCAAGUUCUUAGCUGCUAGAAAACAAACACCAGUUCACAUUUUGGCACUUUGUUCCUAUGCACGCUUUGGGUUUUUUCCAGUUUACAGGAAAAGUUCUGAUAAUUCACUGGGGGGGAGGGGGUACUUUAUUCCUCCCUGUUUCAUUUGCUCGUUAAAAAGAUUAAUAAAAAAAAAAAAAGGAGGUUGGGGGUUUUUAUGGUCCCCGUCUACCCCAUGCUUGCUUUGAGAUGUUUGUGCUGUAGUCUGGUAACUUAGGAGGUGGUAACCUGGAAAGGUGUUUAGGGAUAGUGACUGCAUAAUAAAUACUUCGGUGACAGAGGAAGAGACGUUGUCUCUUUCAUGGGAUUCUGUUUGGAAGUCAUUUUGAGUGACAGAUACAUUUUAGGCCUUUGGAGAAACAGUUUCAGAUCCUGCCAGGAUAUUUACAUAAGAAAGGAAAAUGGAAGGUUCCAGUAGACUAGAAAUACUUAGCAUGUAUCUCAAACGCUGACACAGACGUCCGUGUCAUUUUUCUUUUUCAGUUUCUCCUGAAGGAUGGUCAAUUAAACCGAAAGGUGUGGUUAGAUUUUUUUUUUCCACUUUUGUAACCUUAAUUUAUGACUGAGUUCAUUCAGCCCAGUAAUCUGAAAUACGUUGCAAAUUCUAGCCAUGUGUCUUCUAUAACCUGGAUGUUAGAAUAGCCAAUAUGUACAAAAAAAUUAAAACAAGUUAUUUUGUCCUAUGUAUAACACAAAGUAAUUUUACACAGAGAAAGGUUUCUAGGAAAAAAGAAAUUCUGGUAAUUCAUACUAUUUCUUUGUAUGAACAAAUAAAAUCUAUUUUACCAA